Pogona vitticeps (central bearded dragon) is the source of this 2063-nucleotide messenger RNA. The record is from RefSeq and is a predicted model, not a curated record. NCBI's taxonomy places the organism in Eukaryota, Metazoa, Chordata, Lepidosauria, Squamata, Agamidae.
GGCGGCGCUGUCCGGCGUCACCUUGACUGCGCCGCGAGCCCGAGAGCCCCUCAGAGAAGCGGAGGCGCGGCGAGGAAGCGCACGGUUCAGACUCGGGAAGCAAGAAUUGAGGCAAGCACCAGCAGAAAGAAGGGCCAUUUUAAUACAGCAUAAAAUAUUGUAUGCAGAAGUCUGUAAAUAUGCUAUGAAUCUGGCUGCAUGAGAAUCUUCCUGCUUUUACUGUGCCAGGAAACAUGAAUACCAGCUCUCACCAGCCAUGUCGAAGCAACAUGAUGCUUUCAUCCAGACCCAGCAGUUGCAUGCUGCCAUGGCAGACACGUUCCUGGAACACAUGUGCCGUCUGGACAUUGACUCUCCCCCAAUCAAUGCCAGAAACACUGGCAUCAUUUGCACCAUUGGGCCGGCUUCUCGGUCAGUGGAAAUGUUGAAAGAAAUGAUUAAAUCCGGAAUGAAUGUUGCCCGUCUCAACUUCUCUCAUGGAACUCAUGAGUAUCAUGCUGGAACCAUCAAGAAUGUACGUGAAGCUACAGAGAGCUUUGCUUCUGAUCCUAUUACAUACAGACCUGUUGCUGUUGCACUGGAUACUAAGGGACCUGAGAUUCGAACUGGACUCAUCAAGGGCAGUGGUACAGCAGAAGUGGAGCUGAAGAAAGGAGCAGCGCUGAAGGUGACCCUGGACAAUGCCUUUAUGGAGAAAUGCGAUGAGAACGUCCUGUGGGUGGACUACAAAAACCUCAUAAAAGUUGUGGAUGUGGGCAGCAAAAUCUACGUGGACGAUGGCCUCAUUUCCCUACUUGUUAAAGAGAAAGGGGAUGACUUUGUCAUGACUGAAGUUGAAAACGGAGGCAUGUUGGGCAGCAAGAAGGGAGUCAACCUGCCAGGGGCUGCGGUGGACCUUCCUGCUGUUUCCGAAAAGGACAUCCAGGACCUGAAAUUUGGUGUGGAGCAGGAUGUGGACAUGGUGUUUGCGUCCUUCAUCCGCAAAGCUGCUGAUGUUCAUGCUGUCCGGAAGGUGCUGGGGGAAAAGGGGAAGAACAUCAAGAUCAUUAGCAAGAUUGAAAACCACGAGGGAGUCCGCAGGUUUGAUGAAAUUAUGGAAGCCAGUGAUGGCAUUAUGGUAGCUCGAGGUGACCUGGGUAUUGAGAUUCCUGCUGAAAAAGUCUUCCUUGCCCAGAAAAUGAUGAUUGGUCGAUGCAACAGGGCUGGCAAGCCAAUCAUCUGCGCUACUCAGAUGUUGGAGAGCAUGAUUAAGAAGCCACGCCCAACUCGGGCAGAGGGGAGCGAUGUAGCUAAUGCCGUCCUGGAUGGAGCUGACUGCAUUAUGCUUUCUGGAGAGACUGCAAAAGGCGACUACCCUCUGGAGGCCGUUCAGAUGCAGCAUCUGAUUGCUCGCGAAGCAGAGGCAGCCAUCUUUCACAGGCAAUUGUUUGAAGAGCUCCGGCGUCUGGCUCCCCUGAACCGGGACCCGACUGAAGCGGCCGCUGUUGGCGCCGUAGAAGCUUCCUUCAAGUGCUGCAGUGGGGCCAUUAUCGUGCUCACCAAGUCUGGAAGGUCUGCUCACUUGGUGUCACGCUACCGCCCCCGUGCUCCCAUCAUAGCUGUGACCCGUAACGCUCAGGCAGCCCGCCAGGCCCACCUUUAUCGUGGGAUCUUCCCUGUGCUUUGCAAAGAGCCCACCCAUGAUUCCUGGGCAGAAGAUGUUGACCUCCGCGUUAACAUGGGCAUGAAUGUCGGUAAAGCUCGUGGGUUCUUCAAGAGUGGCGAUCUGGUUAUAGUGCUGACUGGGUGGCGCCCUGGAUCUGGCUUCACCAACACCAUGCGUGUGGUGCCAGUUCCAUAGAAACAGGCCCAGCAACCUCAUCCCUCUCCUCCUGUCUCGCCGCCUUCCCUUCACAGUAGACCAGCCGCUGCUUGCAAUAUUGUCCGUGUCUGUAUAGUGGAUGGAGGCUGUCUGAAACCACCAAAUGCAGUGAUUGGGGGAAGAGAGACAGUCUAGAAAUACUUGAAAUAGUUCUUUGAUAUGCAGGACCCUCCCCUAUUUCUCUCCUCACCCCCCACCCCCA